AUGCAAUCAACAAUCAUCGCCUUAGUCGCUUUUGGUAUGCUUUUGGCUUUCGUUCAAUGUACAGACAACACGAACGUUGCUGAAUAUCGCAUCAAACAAAGCUUCAUCAGUGCUGCUCGUACAUACGAUGUUGAAAGCAAAACCAAUGCUCCAAACAAAUACACCGUCCGUGAUGAACUCUUAAGCGUUGGAAAGAAACUCUACUUAUUAGAAGAUGGCAAAGAACGUUAUUCAGUUCGUCAUGAUCUUACCAACAUUAUGUCAACAUGGAUCAUCACUGACUCACUCAGUGGCAAAGAAGUCGGCACCAUUGAAAACAAACUUAAAUUUGUUGGAUCAUUAAUGCAAGCCACUGGUUCAUUCGGUACCUACAAAAUCGAAGGUGAUUUCGGCAACUAUUCAUACAGCAUCAUGAAAGAUGGUGAAAAGGUUGCUUCAAUUGAAAAGAAAGCCCUUCAUUUACAUCAUACAUAUGACUUAACUGUCUAUGGUACAGCUGAUCGUGCUCUUAUGAUUUUAUUCUCAAUGAUUGUCAAUGAAAUCCGCGAACAUUAA
This is a messenger RNA of Adineta ricciae, 555 nucleotides long. The record is from the annotation of a GenBank genome assembly. NCBI's taxonomy places the organism in Eukaryota, Metazoa, Rotifera, Eurotatoria, Adinetida, Adinetidae.